This is a messenger RNA of Myotis lucifugus (little brown bat), 1203 nucleotides long. RefSeq names its product capping actin protein, gelsolin like (gene CAPG). Gene Ontology annotation, molecular function: phosphatidylinositol-4,5-bisphosphate binding; actin filament binding. Gene Ontology annotation, cellular component: actin cytoskeleton; cytoplasm. Gene Ontology annotation, biological process: actin filament severing; actin polymerization or depolymerization; barbed-end actin filament capping. The record is from RefSeq and is a predicted model, not a curated record. Lineage: Eukaryota; Metazoa; Chordata; Mammalia; Chiroptera; Vespertilionidae.
AGUAGAAGUAGAAGCAGAGCUGCGGAAAGAUCUGGAAACAGCAUGUACACACCCAUGCCCCAGAGCCGGUCUCCAUUCUGGACAUCAGUGCAGGACCCCGCCUGUUUGUUCGUCGGGCUGGUGGAGAAGAUGAAGCCAGUGCUUUUCUUCCUGGGGGCCUCCUACCUAGUGCUGUUCAAAGGCACGGAAGAGUUCGCCCACCUGUACCUGUGGCCAGGCCAGCGGUCCUCCCGGGAUGCGCAGGGAGCCUGCGCUGUGCACACUGUGCUCCUUGUCACCCAGCUCAGGGAGCGGCCUGUGCAGCACCGAGAGGUGCAGGGCAAUGAGUCUGACCUCCUCAUGAGCUAUUUCCCAAGGGGCCUCAAGUACCAGGAAGAUGGAGUGGAGUCAGCAUUUCACAGGAUCUCCGCAGAGGCCACCCCAGCUGCCAUCAGGAAACUCUACCAGGCGAAGGGGAAGAAGCAUAUCCCCGCCACUGACUGGGACAGCUUCAACACCGGGGGCAGCUUCAUCCUGGACCUGGGCUGGGACAUCUUCGCCUUUGGCAGAAAAGCCAACAUCCUGGAGCGCAACAAGGCUCGGGACCUGGCCUUGGCCGUCAGGGCCAGUGAGCAGCAGGGCAAGGCCCAGGUGGAGAGCUUCACUGAUGGGGAGGAGCCUGCCGAGAUGACCCAGGUCUCUGACGCCACAGGACAGACGAACCUGACCCAGGCAGCUGACUCCAGCGCCUUUGAUGAGUUGCUGAUACAUGAUGACUGCUUUGUGCUGGACAACGGGCUCUGUGGCAAGAUCUACAUCUGGAAGGGGCAGAAAGCUAAUGAGAAGGAGCGGCAGGCUGCCCUCCAAGUGGCCGAGGACUUUGUCUCUGGCGUACGGUCCCCGCCAAACACUCAAGUGGAGAUUCUGCCCCAGGGCCAUGAGAGUCUCAUCUGCUAGUGAUUCUUCAAGAACUGGAAAUGGUUCCUCCUCUUGGUGGCUUCCCAUGACCUGUCAGUAUUGGAUAUUGGGAUGGAUACCUUUCUACAGGAUCCCACAGCUCUACGUGCUUCUCCCAUUAUGCCCAUUGCACUUGGUAUCAUGUCACAUAGACGGUCUUCCUCUGGAGAAUAUAAGCUCUGGAAAGGUGGAGCCAUAUCUAUAAAGCUCUAUAUUACAGACAUGAGUCCCCAAUAUGGUGCCUACUACACAGUAGACCUCGCCUAA